UUGGUGUGGACGGUGAAUAUUAUGUUGGCAAAUCUUGUUUUAUCAAGAAAUUUGCAUAUGGUGAUUUUGAGAAUGGAGUAUAUAAAAAUACCUUUCAUGCGUAUGUCACAACCACACACAUUCGGUUAGAUGAUUACGAUAUUAAAGUAGAAUUUUUGGAAACCGGAUGGAAUCUCAGACCAAAUGAAAAUUCUCAAUCUGACGGAUUAAAGGAAAUAAAAGAACUAUCGCGUGAAUAUAAUAGCAAUGAAAUUCCUAUUAUGAUUAUUGCUAAUAAAUGUGACAAAAAUGAACAUAGAAAUAGAGACGAUCUUCUUAAAGAAGUUAAAAAUUAUUUUGGAGAGGAAUUAAAUAUUUUAGGAGAGGAGUUUUUAUUUGAUAAAACCUCAGAAAAGCAGAAGACUAGUACUAGCCUCAAUAAAAUCCUAAAAGAAUGCAUAUCUAGAUUUUUGGAUUUUAAAGGAACCAACGAUUUGAAAAAAUUAACUUCUCCAAAUAGCCAAUUUGAGUCCAUUAUGAAACAUGCAACACAAUUAUAUUUAUAUAAGGUCCCAAAGAAAGUUAUCGAUGGGCGACAACAAAUAGAAGAGAUAUUGCGUUACGGAAUAAAAGCAUUUUUAUCAUUA
Molecule: messenger RNA, 626 nt
Organism: Racocetra persica
Lineage: Eukaryota; Fungi; Glomeromycota; Glomeromycetes; Diversisporales; Gigasporaceae
Source: the annotation of a GenBank genome assembly